AUGCUCAUAAUCUAUUUAUUUAUACCUUCACUACUCCUAUUAGAUGUUGUUAUAUGUACUUCCGAAGAACCUGAGGUAACCUUUGAACAAUUGUACAAAUAUGGCAAAAAUGAGUAUACGAACGGUAACUGGAAUGACUGUAUUUCAUUCUUUUUGCGAUCAAUCGAGGAUUUCGAUUAUUUUGUGGAAGAAAAUGUGUGGUGUCGCGAGAAGUGUGCACGACAGCAUAAAAUAAACAGGCAGACAGAAUUAAAAGAUGCCGGAGAAGAUAUUGCGGAGAUAGCAAUGAUGUACGCAAAUGCGCAACAUGCAUUGUGCUUAUUCCGGUGUAAAAAUGACCGGCUAACAUCAAUGAGACCUCCAGUAAAUGAUCCUGAUAUUUUUGAGGAGUUCCAGGCCAAAAAGCCAUAUCAAUAUCUACAGAUUUGCUACUGGAAGCAAAAAGAUUUAGCAUCAGCAGUAAGAAGUGCCUAUACAUAUUUGGUGGCAAAUCCGAAAGAUCAGGAAACGUUGGAUAAUUUAGCAUUUUACAUGGAACAAGAUGGGUAUAAUGAAGAUAUGCUUAUCGACGCUCGACAAAUGAAAUAUGAGGCAAGCUAUAUGCGAGGUGUCAAAGCAUACAACGAUGAAGAGUGGCAAUUGUGUGUUAAUGAAUUCGAAACUUCAGUGAAGCAGUUCUUUGAAGAAGAGCAAAAAUGUCGACAUAUUUGCGAAGAUAAAUUAAAUUGGGAAACGUUUGAUAGUGCCAAUCCGGAAAUCACUAUUAUUGUCACAAGUUUAUAUUUGUCAGUAUUACGAUGUAAACAUGACUGUGUUGAGAAGUUGUCACGAGUAAAUGGUCAUGAUGUUGGCUUCAUUCUUCCAACAUAUUUCGAAUAUCUUCAUGUUUGCUACUACAAGUUGAAUCGUGGAAGAGAUGUAUGCGAAGCCGUUGCGAAUAGCAUUCUACUGAAUCCAAGCAAUCCCAUUAUGCGUCGCAAUAGGCUUUUCUAUUCAAAAACAUACCAAAAUGAUGAUCUUUUCAAACCUUCUGGUGAAAUUGUCGAAUUUCAUAAGCGAUAUGCAAUUGAACGAUUGUUCUUGGAGUUCGUCGAUGAACGUUUCAAAUUCGAAAACAAUGAGUUAUCCGCAGAAAGAGUAGAUGACCGUCUUCCGCUGGAAAUAAACGUACCUAUUAAUGAUGAUUUCGACUAUUCGGCGAUCGAAAGGGAUAUGUUCAGCGAGGGAGAAUGCUCGGCACUGGCAAUAGCGGCUAUAUUCGAAACAAGAACAGCACAACAGAAGCAAUUAUUAGUCGAUCUGACUGAUCGAAUGGCAUCACGAUAUAGAAUCCAAACUUUAUUCCAUUCUCUCACUUGUUCUCCGGACAUCACUGCACCAAAAUGUCCUCACCGCGCACUCAUUAUUUCCAUAGAUCGUUCAAGUUGUGGUAAAUUCCUAACUGAUCCACAACCAAACUCCUGUGUCCUUAUUUUUUGCGUUGGCUAG
This is a messenger RNA of Cercopithifilaria johnstoni, 1488 nucleotides long. NCBI's taxonomy places the organism in Eukaryota, Metazoa, Nematoda, Chromadorea, Rhabditida, Onchocercidae. The record is from the annotation of a GenBank genome assembly.